AUGUCUAAUUCCGCCCUACGGCCCACCAUGCUGGCGCUUGGCCUGACUUUGGGCGUCCCAGCCGUGCUCUAUUUUGGCAUUCUUGGCGCCUUGGUCGUCGUGCCCUCGCUGCAGGCCCAUCUGAUCUACCUCCACAAGGUCACUUUGACUUGGCUCAAGGACCUCAAUGUUCCCGAGCAGUUCGGCUUCGCUCAUCAUCAAGUCACACCAUUCUACCUCCCAACGCCCGACGGGGUGAAUCUGCACACUUGGCACGUUCUUCCUCUUGCAGCCUACCAGGCCAAUCAGCAGGCCCUGCUGGCACAGGGAUCUGAAGCUGGGCUAGUGGAGGACUUUGAGCAGACCCUCAACUUUCGCCUGCUCAAGGAGAACCCCGAGGCCCGCCUCGUCCUCUAUUUCCAUGGUACAAGCGGUACCAUGGCAAGUGGAUGGCGCCCGGACAGUUACCGCUCACUGUACUCUGCCGAUCCCGUCAACACCCAUGUCCUGACCUUUGACUACCGGGGCUAUGGAAAGUCCACGGGCCAUCCAUCCGAGGCUGGUGUUAUCACGGAUGCCCUAGCAGUGGCUGACUGGGCCAUCAAUACGGCCGGCAUCCCGCCUGAGCGGAUUGUCAUCUUUGGCCAGAGCCUUGGAUCUGCGGUAGCAAUUGCUCUCGUCAAUGAACUUGCUCAACGUCAACCCUCAGUUCACUUUGCUGGGCUGGUCGUCACAGCUACCUUUCAAGACAUUCCACAGCUGACGGCCACAUACCGUAUUGGUGGUUUCAUCCCGGUACUCUCACCGGUUGCGAGGAUUAGGCCACUCUUCCGCUUCUUCUCACAGAGGCUGACAAGCAAGUGGGACAAUUUUCGUAGGCUGGGAGAGUUUGUCAAGGAGGCUGAGAGAUAUGACAUUACUCUCUUGCAUGCUGUGGACGACACGGAUAUCCCGAUGGAGAACUCUAUCAAGUUGUACCGGGAGGCGGUGCGUGUGGCGGAGAAUGCCAAAAACAUGACUGAGGACGAGGGGGCUUUGCUCGAGAGGAUAGAAAGACUCAAGGAGAACCGUGGAGAGGGAGGGGCUAUCACUGUAUGGCCUACAAAGAAAGGUGACAUUAGACUAGAGAUCUUGAAGUACGGAGUGCAUGACAAAAUCAUGUCAUACCCUGCGACUGGGCUUGCAAUUAGUAGAGCAUUCAAGUCAGUUAGGUAA
Fusarium falciforme is the source of this 1194-nucleotide messenger RNA. RefSeq names its product AB hydrolase-1 domain-containing protein. Lineage: Eukaryota; Fungi; Ascomycota; Sordariomycetes; Hypocreales; Nectriaceae. The record is from RefSeq and is a predicted model, not a curated record. Bases 1 to 1194 code for a protein of 397 amino acids. The transcript has a single exon.